This is a messenger RNA of Triticum aestivum (bread wheat), 780 nucleotides long. RefSeq lists its product as uncharacterized. The record is from RefSeq and is a predicted model, not a curated record. Lineage: Eukaryota; Viridiplantae; Streptophyta; Magnoliopsida; Poales; Poaceae. The transcript is spliced from 2 exons. Bases 1 to 780 code for a protein of 259 amino acids.
AUGGCCGCGCAGACCACCAGCCCGCUCCGCCGAUGGAAGCGCUUCUUCGGCGCCUUCGACUCCGUCGACGCCGCCAUCGAGGGCGCCGGCCCUGACAUGUGCCGCGACGAGGUCCGGCGCGCCAGGGGCGACAUCUUUGAAGGCCUCUGCAACACCGCGGACGACGGCAUGGCGGAGAAGCUCUGCGGGGUUCUCGACGGCUUGAUGGCAGAGUCCCUCGAGACGCUGCGGUUGACUCCGGUGAUGCCGAAGGUGCUCGCCACCACGGACCUCGCCAGGGCCAUCCGUGCGCUGCAGAAGCACGAGUCCGAGCGGGUCCGCAUCCUCGCCAGAGGCAUCGUGAGCGGGUGGAGGGCGUCCGCCCUGCACGACUUCGCCGGAGAGCCGGACAACCUCAACGCGCCUCAGCCCAAGGAGACCGUGGAGCAGCAGCGUGUCUGCGCAACGACGACGGAGCGGCCUUCCUCCAAAGAGAUCGUCGGUCACGAUCGGCAGCAUGCCUCGGCCGAUCUUGACUCGAAGAAGAAGAAGAAGACGGCGGAGAUCAGCAGCAAGGCGUCCGAUCUCGUCGGCGAAGCCCAAGGAGGUCACCGUCGGUACCAGCAAGCAUCAGACGCGAAGCGGCAGCGCAGGGUGCAGGUGGUGGAGUCGCCGGAGAUGCUCAAGCAGAGGCAGCGAAAGAUGCACCCCAUCCUGAGGGAGAGGAGCCUGGCUAGUUGCGCGAGCUCCAUGGUCAAGAAGACGUUCUCGGUCACGAGGCAGAUUCACAUGGGCAGUUGA